Molecule: messenger RNA, 2305 nt
Organism: Xyrauchen texanus (razorback sucker)
Lineage: Eukaryota; Metazoa; Chordata; Actinopteri; Cypriniformes; Catostomidae
Gene: syt9a
Product: synaptotagmin IXa
Exons: 7
Coding region: 175-1818 (547 amino acids)
Biological process (GO): regulation of calcium ion-dependent exocytosis; cellular response to calcium ion; calcium-ion regulated exocytosis
Cellular component (GO): membrane; dense core granule
Molecular function (GO): calcium ion binding; calcium-dependent phospholipid binding; SNARE binding
Source: RefSeq, a predicted model, not a curated record
UUCGUAUCGCGUCUGAUCUACACCGCGUCGAGUGAAUCCUUAUGGGGACUGAGAGAAAAUGUCCUCUUAUUGAGAGCGUGUUUUGAAGUGGGAUAUCGUUCGCGAGAUGAUGUUUCAUCUGUGAGUGGAUUUGCGCUUUAGAAGCUCAUCAAUCCAGAAGAAUGCUGGUGGGAAAUGCCUGUCGACAGAGAGGACGAGAUUUGUCAAAAAGCGCUAGAACUCUUGUCGGAUCUUUGUUCUAAGGGGGAGGUGCAGAACGAAAACUGUUUGGAUUUCAUUUAUUAUUUUCGAGACCUUGCCAGACCCAGGUAUCCGGACUCAGAAAUAUCUGUGAGCCUCCUGUCAUUGGUGGUGACUGCCUGUGGCCUGGCCCUGUUUGGAGUCUCUCUCUUCGUCUCAUGGAAAUUGUGCUGGAUUCCAUGGCGCGAGCGAGGCCUCACUCCCGGGAUCAAGGAGGGACAUCCAGGCCCACCACACCCUCCUCCUCCACCCCUCCAACCCCAGACCAUAUACACCGAGGUGAAUGCCACCCUCGACCGCCGGAAUAAUGCACGGGGUUCUGUAGCUAAGGAGACUACUGUGCCGCCCACUCCAGUUUCUCCAGCAGUUCCGGCAUCUCCAACUGCCGUGCCUGUGCCUGAGGCAGCACUCAAGAUAAGCCACACAUCCCCUGAUAUUCCAAUGGAGGUUGAGUCCAAGACUCAAGAGAAUGGUGUCCAUGGCAACACACGCAUGCAGAGGCAAAUCACGGAUCCCUCCUUGACCUGUGUCAGGCAAAGUUCAAUUAGGCGUCAGAUGAAUCAGUCUAACCCUGACUUCACAGUGACUCAGUUCCAGAGGCAGGACUCUCUGACGGGCAUGAGUCUGGGCCAGCUAAAACCAGAACUCUACAAACAGCGAUCCAUGGACGGCGAAGACAACCGAAGCAGUCGAGUGGGCAGCUGUGGACGCCUACACUUUAUUCUUAAAUAUGACUGUGACCUGGAGCAGCUCAUUGUCAAGAUCCACCGAGCCCAAGACCUCCCAGCCAAGGACUUCUCUGGGACCUCUGACCCAUAUGUAAAAAUCUACCUUCUCCCAGACCGCAAAACCAAGCACCAAACCAAGGUGCACCGUAAGACUUUAAACCCUGUGUUUGAUGAGGUGUUCCUCUUUCCUGUGGCAUACGCAGAUCUGCCCACAAGAAAGCUGCACUUCAGUGUGUACGAUUUUGACCGUUUUUCACGCCACGAUAUUAUUGGGCAGGUGGCGGUUGACAACUUUCUGGACCUUGUCGACUUUCCCAGGGAGACCAAGCUCUGCAUGGACAUCCAGUAUGUUUCUUCGGAUAAUGUGGAUCUGGGCGAUUUGAUGUUUUCUCUGUGCUACCUGCCUACUGCUGGACGUCUGACCAUCACCAUGAUCAAAGCACGAAAUCUGAAAGCCAUGGACAUCACUGGAGCUUCAGAUCCUUAUGUGAAGGUUUCUCUGAUGUGUGAAGGGAGAAGAUUGAAGAAGAGAAAAACUUCUACCAAGAGGAACACAUUAAACCCAGUGUACAAUGAGGCCAUAGUGUUUGAUGUUCCUCCAGAAAACAUUGACCAAAUCGGCCUUCUGGUAGCUGUUAUGGACUAUGACCGUGUAGGUCACAAUGAAGUCAUAGGUGUGUGUCGAGUAGGUAAUGACGGCGAGGGUUUGGGCAGAGAACACUGGAAUGAGAUGUUGACUUACCCACGCAAACCCAUCGCACACUGGCACCCUCUCGUCGAGUAUCACAGUACCGGAGGGGGAAGCCAGGGGGGCUCCUGCAAUUCACUGAAGGCUCCUCCAUCUCCUUAGCCUGAGGUCCACAUUCUCAUCUUCAGACCAACAGCAGGAGGAGAGAAUUCCUGUUUAUGGCCUGCUCUGGGAUCCAGAAGUACAGAGAGUUCCACAGAUGGCACACUGUUUUCUUCGACCUGUGCACUUGGAAUCUGUUCCACUGCAUGGGGACACUUGAUUGUUUCAGAUGCAUGUUGAAUGGUCACAUACUGUAUGGUUAUUCUGUGUGACUCAUGGUGAAAUUGGAAAGAAAAAUUGUGGGGAAAAAAUGUCAUUCUCCAAGUUUCCAUUCAAAGUCAAUGUUUUCUAAAUCAGUCUUGGUACUUGUUUUUAAACGGAGUGUCGACGUGUCACUCAAAGCUCUUAUGGUCAGAUUGUCGAUUUUCCUUUUUUUAUUCCCUCCCACUGUGCAUGUGUGUGUUUUGGUGUGGUACAGUUCAAGAUGUUCUCUGUUUCUGUUUUGAAAUACUCUGUGGAUUUUGUCAUAAAGCGUUAUGGUGAUGAA